AUGGCACCUCCCAAAGGGACCAAAAAAAGGAAGCCCAACUUUGUGGCUGCAGAGAUGGACAUCCUGAUUGCUGCACUCCAGCAGCAUAAGGAAGUCCUAUAUGGUGCCCAGCGGGCAAAUACCACCAUUGCCCAAAGGAGGGCUAUAUAUGAAGCCAUUGCCCUGGACAUCAAUGCCCUGGGUAAUGAAGUGCGUACCUGGGAUGACAUCCAGAAGAAAUUAAAUGAUAUGAGGCGCAGGGUCCGUGAAAAACUGGCUCUUAUCAGAAAGCAUACCGGUGGCACGGGAGGUGGUCCGCGAUGUAUGAUCCGGCUCAAUCAGGAGGAGCAGCUUAUUGCACAAACGUUCGUGCAGGAGCAGGUGGAGGGACUUGAAGGGUACGACUCCACUGUUGGGAACUUGGGGACUGGUGGUGAUGAGGAAGAAGAAGCUGGGCCGUCUUCGGCUGCGGCUCGACCCAGCCCAUCCAGACCAGAGCCAGGGGUCCAGUCAGGCCCCAUGGACAUUCUGGCUAUGCUGGUCCAGGAGGAGAUCAUACCGGGGCCAAGUAUGGAGGAGCAAGUGAGCCUGGGGGAAAUUAGUGGCAACUCUAAGGCCAUAGUCACCUGCUUGGUGGCUCUGGAGACCACACCAGCUUUGUUAAGCAGGAUGACAGCUGCGGUGCAGGCCAACACCGCUGCAGUGCAGGAGGAGGCGAGAGUUACCCGCCGGCAUCAGCGGGAUACCACCACCCGCCAAAUGCGGAUGUUGGCCCAGACCAACACCAUCCUUGCCCGCCUGGCCAACGCCAUGGAGGGCAUGCAGCCACCACCUGCAAGGAGUGUGGAACUUAUGGAUGAUUUGUAUGAUAAAGCGAAAGCCUUCCCCCAUUGUUCAUUGGAGAAGGAUUUACCCAACUCCCUCUCCCACGCUCUCACAUAA
Molecule: messenger RNA, 921 nt
Organism: Bufo bufo (common toad)
Lineage: Eukaryota; Metazoa; Chordata; Amphibia; Anura; Bufonidae
Product: myb-related transcription factor, partner of profilin-like
Exons: 4
Coding region: 1-921 (306 amino acids)
Cellular component (GO): nucleus
Source: RefSeq, a predicted model, not a curated record